Messenger RNA from Rhipicephalus sanguineus (brown dog tick), 4414 nucleotides. RefSeq lists its product as uncharacterized. The transcript is spliced from 10 exons. Bases 90 to 4322 code for a protein of 1410 amino acids. Gene Ontology annotation, molecular function: RNA-directed RNA polymerase activity. Gene Ontology annotation, cellular component: nuclear RNA-directed RNA polymerase complex. Gene Ontology annotation, biological process: siRNA processing. Lineage: Eukaryota; Metazoa; Arthropoda; Arachnida; Ixodida; Ixodidae. The record is from RefSeq and is a predicted model, not a curated record.
GAUAUAUGUUCGCUCUCCCGCCCACUUUUGCCUUUCAUUUGGCACUCGACAGCGUAAAGAUCAGCAACCGCACAUGAGCGGCCGAAGACAUGGCAGACCACCUGUCUUUUCUCGUCGUGUGGAAAUAUCAGGGCGGCGAACCUCAAGACUACGUUUCGCUGCACAGGCGAUUCUUCACUACACUUGAUGUACCACAAAGAGUACGUUUUCACAUGACCGAUGUUGUGGUGCAAUCGGGUGCGCACACUGAGGAGAACCUGUUCCAGGCUCUGUGCACGAUUAAGCUGCUGGACCACUCGGCUUCCAAUAGCGAGCUAUCCUCCAUAUGUUCCAGCAUAGCUCAGCAGUGGUGCUUUCUGGGCAAGGUUGUUCCGUUUAAGGGGCAUCUUCAGUGGCUGAUUCCUGACCGCGAACGCUGUUUUUGGCGCGGUUUCUGGCGCGGUACUACUCCGUACGAAACGCACACGCCGCUGGAGUCUCUCUCUUUCGGAACCUUCGCUGGCCUUUGCGUGUUCGCUCAAAGCCACGUGAUUUAUACCGAUGAAGGCCCUCCAUCCUACACGCUCUCUUGCGCUUUCAAACAUGACGAGAGAUUACUGCAAGUACUGCUCUUUUUGAACCACAGUCAUGGAUGCAGGCACCUUUCCAGCGCGUUCAAGCUGGAGAUAGCGUACGGCAGCAUCUUCAGGGUUGUCGUGAACGAGGUGGAGAGAAACCAAGACACCAUAGGCAUCUACCUACAGCUCACCACCCCGCCAUUGCUGUAUCUAAGAUCAAAAAAUCCCGGCAGCUGGGACACUCCCAAUGGCAGCGCCGACAGCGCAUGGUUCAACCGAGUGUUCCAGCUGGGAUGUACUUGCUUUUGGUUGAUGCGUAGCUGUGACAUUGGUGCAAGCUCUGUCAUCAAGUUGAGUCUCAAGAACAAACUGAAAGAAAUACAAGCGAUCGGUUGUCUAACGGCCCGUUGCAAGCGGGAGACAACUUUUCAGUACUCUCCGAUGGUGACGUGCAAAAUUGGUUCUCAGCUGAGAGAGAUCAGGAAGCGUUGCAGCAGCAAGGUUAAGCCGCGUCUCGAUUUCUCCGCUUGUUAUGCCUUGAGCGCGGUUCUACAGCAAGGAAAUAAUGUAUAUUCUCAAAUGGCUUUGCUCGCUCGCGACAAGUUGGAACAGUUCGAAGAAGACUUGGUUAGCUUUGCCCUCAGAAAUAGUGCUGCUCUCGAGGCCGCUCUUUUUGCGAUCCGCAGCGCAAUCGAGGAACACGAGGUGGUCGAUAUCGUUUACUGUCUGCCGAAGCUAUAUGCCAAAUUCUGCAGGGUUGCUCUUCACCUCCCCAACACGCCCAAUGGAACGCGCUUGGUUCGCCGUUCUAUAGUCACUCCGUCCAAAGUGCUCUUGCUCCCUCCCCAGCUUCACAACGAGAACCGCAUCCUCCGCAAAUUCGACCCGGAGUACUCACUACGUGUGUCCUUUCGUGACGACAAUUUGCAACACUUGUCCUACUCGCUCAUGUCCGGCUCCUGUCGGCAUAUGGCAAUCGAAAGGGUCGUCACCGACACUCUCCGGAACGGUCUGGCCGUAGGGGACAGGCAGUUCAAGCUUCUGGCCUCCUCGUGCAGCCAACUGCGAGACCACGGUGCAUGGUUCUACGCUACGGAUGGCCAGGGGUACUCCACCGAUAUGAUCCGCUAUUGGAUGGGUGACUUCAGCAGUAUCUCGAGCACAGCAAAGAAGAUGGCGCGCAUGGGCCAGUGUUUCUCAUCCACUGAAGAAUCCGUGAAAGUGGCCCUCCUCAGCGACUCUGUGCAGGAAGUCCCGGAUGUUCUUGGAGGGAGAAACUCUGCGACAAACGAACAGUACAUUUUCUCUGAUGGCAUUGGCAUGAUUUCUUCAGAACUGCUUAAAGAGGUGCACGAGAAGCUGAAGCUUCUUGAGACACCGUCAGCCAUUCAGAUCCGCUACGCCGGAUACAAAGGCAUGCUUUGCCUCAAUCCAUCGCUCCCUGGUCGCCAGCUGGUUCUCCGGGAGAGCAUGCGCAAGUUCAACUGCGUCAACUCCGAGAACAUCGAAGUGAUCAAAAUUUCCGCUCCACGUGUGGUAUUUCUCAACCGGCAGCUCAUCACGCUCCUCGAACAGCUCGGCGUCCCAAGCCGCAUGUUCUUCUGCCUGCAGCAGCACAUGGUUAUGCUCCUUACGGAAUCCCUCGUCUGCGACAAGAGUGCGCUCCAGGUCCUGGACACCUACGUGGGCUCUGCGCUCCCGUUUAAUCAACUCGCACGAUAUGGCUUCUCGCUUACUCGAGACCCCUUCGUGCGCUCGAUGCUCUUCGCGGUGUAUAGGACAUCCAUGGAGUCUCUUUUGUCAAAGUCCCGCAUAGCUGUGCCGCACAAUAUGGGGAGGAACAUGUUCGGCGUGCUGGACGAGACCCGGACGCUGCAGUAUGGCGAAGUUUUUGUGCAGUACACUUCCCUGACUCCGAGAGGCCCCCAUGAUGACGGCCCCGAGACUACAGUGCUGACAGGAACGGUGCUGGUGACGAAGUGUCCUUGUCUUCAUCCCGGCGACGUGAGGAAGUUCACUGCAGUCAAUGUAACUGCACUUCAUCACAUCAAAGACUGCAUUGUUUUCCCAGCAAAUGGGCACAGGCCACAUCCUGACGAAAUGGCAGGUUCUGAUUUGGAUGGAGACGAGUAUAUUGUCAUCUGGGACGAAAGUCUUUUCUUUCCGGGACCCAACAGAGAGCCCAUGGUGUACGGGCAAAAGCUACCUCCACAACAGUCAGAGCCUAAUCUGGUCGACGGCAUGGCGAUGUUCGUCUCAGAUUACAUCCUGAACGACAAUGUUGGUGUCAUGUCCAACGCCCACCUAGCCCUGGCUGACAAGCUUGAAAGCGGAGUGUUCUCAAAGCCAUGUCUCUCUGUAGCGAAGAAAAUCUCGACAUGUCUCGACUUUGCAAAGACUGGUGUUCCCGCUCUUUUGGAAAGGAACGAAAGACCCGAAGAGUACCCAGAUUUUAUGGAUAAGGGUGGUCAUAAAAACACGUACCGUUCUGCUAGAGUUCUCGGCCACCUGUACAGGUUUCAAAGAUUUCUCGAGUCUGUCGUUAGCUCUAACUUCAACAGUCACCUCGUUGAUAGCGGAAGCAAUAUCAAACUGCUUGAAUUGUGCGGCUGGAAACGUUACAAGUUCAUCGUGGAAGAGCUGUUGGCUAUGCACGGGUCCGACAUGGAUCGCAUACUCAAGCAGUAUGGUAUAAAAAGUGAAGCAGAGAUUGUGUCCGGGUACAUCAACGACGUCUCUGCCUCCAACAAGGGCCACUACGAGAAGAGCAACGUCGAAGUUCUUGUCGCGAAGCAGUACCGAGCGAUAGUCGAGUCGACACGGCAGCGAUUCUUCGAAGAAGUUGAUUAUGCGUGUCGCAUGGAAAAUGCGCUGUCAGAAGCGGAUAAAAAGCAGAUUCUUUUGAGGAUGGCGUCGGCGUGCUUUAUGGUGACCUACUGCAAUGCACAGAAGCCGUAUUCCAGCUUCCCUUGGUCUUUUGCGGACGUUAUCCUUCUCGUCAUGGAGGAGAGUUCAUCUCGCCUUGAGCGCACGAGCAAGAAUCUGCUCGUAUCCCGCCUGGAUGAUCAGCUGGCGGAUGCUGCAUCUCAACACUCGGCCAAGAAAGUGGCUCUAGAAGUGGUGUUGAAGUGGGCCGAGAAAGAAGACUUGAUACUGAAAGCAGCAGCCGUUAAUUGUGCUCAAAUUUGCAAAGAUUGUCUAGAAAAGCUCUUCGCCAAAAGUGCGCUUGCAGUGGAAUCCGCGCAUGCUGAAAAGGACUCUGAGAAUGGGCAGCCACCUUCCACUGGUCGUUACGUCACUUCAUUUCUGCGUUACGUGAGCAGCUCCUCAGUCGUCUUCCCUGAAUGUGAUGCCUGCAGCAGGUCAUCCCAGACCCACACCCUGACAAUGGCUGCACUCCGGACUUACAGCAUGUUGUCGAUCUUGUGCGAUCUCUGCCAUCUAGGCCUGCCCUGCGACGCAAGCCUCCACGAACCCAUCCAGGAGAUAAAGGAAGGAAACUCUGUUCGCAUCAAGGUGUCCUGCCCCGCGUUAUGGGACAUGCUGGUCCACAGCCAAGACGAAGUGGCCGGCCUGCUCUGCGCUUGGUCCGGCGUGCAAGAGGUUCGCAUCCGGCGCGGCGCUGACCGCUGUAGCGGCCAUUACAUUGUCGUAUCGUCGAUCGGCCGUGACUGGCAGCGCUGGUUUCUGGAAGAGCUGCUUCUCCAGCCUUGGUUUGCUCGCGCCAUCUUGACGCGCAGCCUCACCGAAUUCAUUCGUGCAUGAUUUGUUUUGACGCAGGUGCAAGGCAGCACUAGCACCUAACGCAUAAAUUUUAACUACUUCUACUUUUAAUCUUUUAACAAGCUGACUUUUAA